Molecule: messenger RNA, 2198 nt
Organism: Sander lucioperca (pikeperch)
Lineage: Eukaryota; Metazoa; Chordata; Actinopteri; Perciformes; Percidae
Gene: cnot7
Product: CCR4-NOT transcription complex, subunit 7
Exons: 8
Coding region: 265-1125 (286 amino acids)
Cellular component (GO): CCR4-NOT core complex; P-body; CCR4-NOT complex
Molecular function (GO): nucleic acid binding; poly(A)-specific ribonuclease activity
Source: RefSeq, a predicted model, not a curated record
UGACGUUUCUGUUUAACGUGAUGACGUCGUGUUGUAGGCUCAGCUAUGAUGGCAGCCCUGGGUUGACAUCGAUACAUUACUGAAUAUAAACUAUUUAAAAGUUAGCGGAAAAACCCCGACACAAUAACGUAGAACAAAUUAACAGUUUUCUGAUAGCACACACUUAAACACACCGGCCCGGUUUGGGGAACGGUCAGCAUGUUGGGGUAGGUCUAUGAACCAACUGUCUUUCCUUGCAUCCUUCUCUUUACAUGAAGUGGCACUAUGCCCGCAGCUACUGUGGAUCACAGCCAAAAAAUAUGUGAGGUUUGGGCCAACAACCUGGAGGAGGAGCUGAAGAGGAUCCGACAUGUCAUCCGAAAAUACAACUACAUUGCUAUGGACACAGAGUUUCCGGGUGUAGUAGCCAGACCAAUUGGAGAGUUCAGAAGCAACGCUGACUAUCAGUACCAGUUACUGCGUUGCAAUGUGGAUUUGCUCAAAAUAAUCCAGCUGGGCCUUACAUUUAUGAACGAACAAGGGGAAUACCCUCUGGGAACAUCAACAUGGCAGUUCAAUUUUAAGUUUAAUCUCACAGAAGACAUGUACGCACAGGACUCCAUUGAGCUCUUGACCACUUCGGGGAUUCAGUUCAAGAAGCACGAGGACGAAGGCAUCGAGACGCUGUACUUUGCAGAGCUGCUGAUGACAUCGGGAGUGGUGCUCUGCGAUGGUGUCAAGUGGCUGUCUUUUCACAGUGGCUAUGACUUUGGAUACCUGGUCAAGAUUCUGUCCAACGCUAACCUGCCUGAGGAGGAGGUGGACUUCUUUGAGAUUCUUCGCUUGUACUUUCCAGUCAUUUAUGAUGUCAAGUACCUCAUGAAGAGUUGUAAAAACCUGAAGGGCGGGCUGCAGGAAGUCGCUGAGCAACUGGAGCUGGAGAGGAUCGGACCACAGCAUCAGGCCGGCUCGGACUCUUUACUCACAGGCAUGGCUUUCUUCAAGAUGAGAGAGAUGUUCUUUGAGGAUCAUAUUGAUGAUGCAAAGUACUGUGGUCACCUGUACGGGCUCGGCUCCGGCUCCGCCUACGUCCAGAACGGAACAGGGAACGCUUACGAAGAAGAGGCUAACAAGCAGCAGUCGUGACAUCCCUCUGAAAACUCGCCCACAUGCACAAUCAGUGCGGCGCUGAAGCCGAGCUUUCGCCAAACGGAUGAUGUUGAUAAUGGAAGAACACGAAAACAUAACGCACAUCAUUUAGCAAGCUGCUUCUCAUAGGCUCUGCUCACUUUAGACAACUGAAUAAGAUGGUCAAAAAAAAAAUUAACCACAGCUGUCCUCACACAUACCCAUGCUGGCUGCUUGUGUGUGUGUGUGUGUGUGUGUGUGUGUGUGUGUGUGUGUGUGUUCUUUUAGCACUACAAAGCAGUGUAGAUGUUUUGGUUUGGAUCAGUUGAAUUUAACAUGCUUGAAAAGAUGGGAUUUUAGUUUUCCUAAAAUGUUCUGUAGACAUGUUUUGCACUUUAAAGCUCUAACCUGAUUUUAUAUGGAAAGCUGAAAAAUAAGGUUUCUGGUGUCUUCUCUCCUCUUUGUUGCCUUCUCUACGUUCCUGUUUUACAUUGUGAACAUAUAAACCUUUACUAUCACAACAUCCGCUCUCACCACGCUCAGCCUUAAUACUAGCUGCAUUCUUAUCUUUUAUUUAAACUUUAAUUUAUUGUGCUGGUUAUCUGGCGUUGAGCAGACGCUCCAGUCAACACUCAAAGACACCACAUGUCACUAUGCUCGCCCUCUGUCAUUGGAUCUCCUGUAUGAUAAUGAGAAAGGGAGCCGUCAGUCAGAGGGGUUUACAUGCACAUGACUGUUUCAUUGAAGUUUUUUUUAUAUAUAUAUAUAUAUAUAAAGAUGUUUAUAAUGACCUGAAUAAGAUCUAAUAAUCCCACUGAAAAACAAACUGGUGUAUUCUGCUUGUUCAGUUUGAAGAUGGGAUACGAGGUGAACACAUUUUCCUCCUUACUAUUCGUUUUCCUGUUUGGAUUUAUUAUAAUGAUAUACAGUAUGUACUAGAUGCAUACAAAUGCUUUUCAUUGGAGGAUUAUGAAUUCUUUGUGCAUGUAAACACGCUCAUUGACACAAGCACAUAAGAACACAGAUGCGUUACCUCUCCACAUGGUCUUGCAAUUAUUUCAACCAAAUUCACCAGACCUUAAAAAAAAAAA